AUGAAAGUGCAUGGUGACAACUGCUUUGUGUUGCCGCAUUUGAAAAAGGACAAGAUGGCAAACGAAGGGAUGUUGUUGAUACGUCCUUAUUGCGACGUAGACACCCUUGCGGUAUUUGACGCGCUCUACGCUCAGCUUCAAUGCGAUGAGGAGAUGGACAGAUCCAGUGAUUUGUUUAAUGUGUCAUGUUCGAUGCGGUUCUCUGUCUAUGGCCAAAUCGUGUCGCUCGGCGCCAUCAGCGCCGAUACAAAGUGCGCAAUCCGAGAGUUUCUUCGCAUGAAUGCUCUCCUUGGACCUAGCUCCAGCGACAGGAUGUUCACGGGAACCUACAACAUUUCUGAGGCUACGUUCUGUCGUUGGAAAGCGCGUGUGUCUCACUUCUUGGAGUCCUCCGCCCACAGAUUCAGAGCGACUCUAAUGGGUCGCGCACGAUCCGAAAACAUCAAUUUCUCGCAACAGCUGGUUGAAUUCAUGGAGGCGGUGCGCGAAGGCAAGCACUUCCUCAUGACCGCCCACUUAGUGACGUGA
Molecule: messenger RNA, 528 nt
Organism: Aphanomyces astaci
Lineage: Eukaryota; Oomycota; Saprolegniomycetes; Saprolegniales; Verrucalvaceae
Exons: 2
Coding region: 1-528 (175 amino acids)
Source: RefSeq, a predicted model, not a curated record